AUGAGACAAUCACUUGAACUCGGUGCUGAACUUGGUCAGGGUGAGUUUGGCUCCGUACUUAAGGGAGUUUGGACAGAUCCCAAAGGAAAAAAGGUAUGGUAUUGUGCAGUGCAACUCUAAUCUGUUAUUUAGCUCUAUUUAAUUAAUUAUUUCAUUUGAAUAGUUUUUUAUAAGUACUGUAUAACCCCCUCUCCCCCCGCGCGUGCGUUCUCGCGAGCCUCACUUCGCUUGCCCAAAUAGGAGAGCUUGCUCGCAGGUUAUUUGCCAAAGCCCUAUCAAUUGUUGCCUGAAGACCAAGAGCAAUUAUUAACGCACUAAACUGACGAGAAACUGGAAAUUUAACCAGGCCACCCUCGUAAAAACGGUUUUAGAGACGAAGAAGGAAAACUGAGCGUACAANAAAUUUUCGAAAAGGUAAGUUUUGAUCCCUAUAAUUUUCGGAUCACUAGACUUUCAGCUAGGAAAUCCGAACAGAUGAAAAAUUUGUAGGGGAUAAAAAUAUGCCUACAUCUACCUCUUCUUCGCAGCCCUUAUUUCUUAUAAUAUUGUGAUGUCGAGGUGGCCUCUCUAUAUAAGCCUGGUGGUUUCUCGAGGUCUCCUCUCCUAACAACCUAAUGUAUCCUGUAAAAUUUGCUGUAAAAAAGGCUAAUAAAAAAAUGAUAAAAAUAAAAAUAAAUACUAAAAUACGUUUAACAAUCCUAUGUUUAAGUGGUGUUGAACUAUAUUCUCGAUUGGUGCCCCUGAUUGAUUUAUCUGGUGGAUAGCGCUAUUCAACUUUUGAACAACUGGGGUCUGUAGGGGAAUGUGUAAUUUUCAGGAUAUUUUGUAUAGUUCGUAAUGAAAGCCGUCCUUUUGUUUUGUCCAUGGCAGGUUACCCGGUGCAGUCUCAACAGACACUAAUUAUGAGACAAUCACUUGAACUCGGUGCUGAACUUGGUCAGGGUGAGUUUGGCUCCGUACUUAAGGGAGUUUGGACAGAUCCCAAAGGAAAAAAGGUAUGGUAUUGUGCAGUGCAACUCUAAUCUGUUAUUUAGCUCUAUUUAAUUAAUUAUUUCAUUUGAAUAGUUUUUUAUAAGUACUGUAUAACCCCCUCUCCCCCCGCGCGUGCGUUCUCGCGAGCCUCACUUCGCUUGCCCAAAUAGGAGAGCUUGCUCGCAGGUUAUUUGCCAAAGCCCUAUCAAUUGUUGCCUGAAGACCAAGAGCAAUUAUUAACGCACUAAACUGACGAGAAACUGGAAAUUUAACCAGGCCACCCUCGUAAAAACGGUUUUAGAGACGAAGAAGGAAAACUGAGCGUACAACCCCAUAAAAAGACAGCCCUUGUUACUGAACAACUCCUAAGGACCCAUCGGGUAGCGUAAUUGGUUUUUCUAUACAGUUACUUAUCCCAGGAAUAGUGAUUUAUCCGCUAGAUAACGUUAUCCAGCUUUUGAACUACUGGGAACUAAUGCGUAUCUGGAGUCUUGUCACACACCACUGCCAUAUCGCCAUCAGUACAUCUCGCUGCCAACAAACUUACCACCAAGCUAAUCUAUAUAAGGAUACAAAAAUUUACGCUAUACAAUGAUUCUCUAUUUUCCCUUAUUUUUCCUGUUCCUUGUUAGGAAUAUGACAGCAUCUUACAGUAUACUCUUUGUUUUGGGGUUCUUUUUAGGUUCCAGUGGCGUUGAAGACUUUACACCCUGAGAAGAUAGCUCAUGGAGAGCAG
Porites evermanni is the source of this 1708-nucleotide messenger RNA. Lineage: Eukaryota; Metazoa; Cnidaria; Anthozoa; Scleractinia; Poritidae. The record is from the annotation of a GenBank genome assembly.